UGGUUGCCUUCACAGUGGUUUACUAUGGUAAGGCACUACAGUUGAUAUUGGACGAUCACGAUGGACGCACGAAGACGCGAUAGAGAACAAAUUGGGUUAUGUGGGGUUGACAGAAUUUGGGGUAAAUCACCAACACGCAUCGAAGACUCUGACGAAGAUGAGGAGCUUAACAGACACAAAGAUAGUAUCAUCACAAAGGAUAGGAAAAGAAAACAUGAGAUGAAAAAGAAGAAAAGCAAGAAGAUGAAAAAGGAAAAGAAAUCCAAAAAGCAGAAAAAGAAGAAACGUAAAAAAAAGAGCAAAAAGAGAUCAGACACUAGUUCUGAUAGUGAAUCGGAAGGAUUAGAGUGGGUAGAAAAAAAUGGCUCUAAUGAUAAAGCGAAAGUUAGAAAGGGAUCUAGUUCCGAUGACAGCGGUGAUGAAAGCAUAUUAGGUCCAGUUCAAAAACCACAUGUAACAUUGUCUGCUAAAGACUUUGGUAAAGCUCUUUUGCCUGGAGAAGGUGCUGCUAUGGCAGCGUAUGUUGCGGAAGGAAAACGUAUACCUAGAAGAGGAGAAAUUGGCUUAACCUCUGAAGAAAUUGCUUCGUAUGAAUCCGUUGGUUACGUCAUGAGUGGUAGCAGACACCGGAGAAUGGAAGCAGUUCGUAUUCGUAAAGAGAACCAAAUUUAUUCUGCUGACGAAAAACGAGCAUUGGCUAUGUUUAGUAAAGAAGAAAGACAAAAACGAGAGAAUCUUAUUUUGGGACAAUUUAGGGAAAUGGUUAAUCAGAAGUUAGCACAGGAGCAGAAAAGUAAAUAAGACAAUUAUAUAUUUUGUGUAAAAUGAAUGGUCUAUAUUUUACAUUAUCGAGUAAUGGUAAAGAAUGAUUGAUGAAGUGUUUGCAUAUGUACAAUUAUAUGUAUACAAGCUCUGAAUUAUGUGUAUAUAUAUAUAUAUAAUUAAUAAACGUAACUCGCGUAUUAUGUAACUAGUACUAAUUAAAGUCGAUUUAAACGAUUUUUAUUUUGAGUAAUUGAUAACAAUUUAUUGCUGAAUAAAUUUCACUAGAUAAGAGUAGAUAA
Megalopta genalis is the source of this 1064-nucleotide messenger RNA. RefSeq lists its product as uncharacterized. Lineage: Eukaryota; Metazoa; Arthropoda; Insecta; Hymenoptera; Halictidae. The record is from RefSeq and is a predicted model, not a curated record. Gene Ontology annotation, biological process: regulation of gene expression. Gene Ontology annotation, cellular component: nucleus. Gene Ontology annotation, molecular function: chromatin binding.